AUGCCUUCCUGGCGUAUUAAUCUUGUCAGCCGCGGUGGCAAGCAAAUCGAUGCUCACCAACAGGAUAUUUACCCAGAUUCUCACACAACAAUCUUUAUCGACGGGGACACCUCAGUUGCUGACACAUGGAGAUUUGUCACUUACGAUGAAAAGACUCAGCCUAGGCGCGACUGGAUCUCUCAGUUCANNGUGAGCUUUCUCUCCAAUGUCGCAUCUCGUUUUGCUAUUCUAAUCAAUAUGGAUUCUAGUCUUUGUGGGGGUGCUCUCCAGUUCAGCUCUGAUGUGGUGGACACUUACGUUUCGACUCCGCCGCCAGUCCAUGAACUUGUUUCUCGUGUUCGCCUGCCUUUCAAUGCAGACGACAAACAGUUUUCUAUACUGUUGCGCCACGGAGAUACGGUAGAGUUCGAUGCCACAGAUGCCCGCGUUGAGGUUAUAGUCGACCCGACCUCAGAGGACCCUCAUGUCCAAGUCGAGUCUUCAGGACCUGGGGCCUUCGGUCGCGAGAUCAAGAAGGAAGCAGAUACUGACGGUGAUGACGAAACCGACGACGAGGCCGCCCAACCUGUCAGAGACGCACGUCGUGGCACAUCAGCCGAAGAGUCUCAACACUUGUUUUCCACGAGCCGUGAGCAUCUUAGUCCGAUGCCACGUCCAGCCACACGUGAAUCACAAGUGGUCAAGGAGACACCUAACCGCCGCAGAAUCAGGUCUCAGCAUGAGUCCGCCAUUCCUGAGAGUCUGCCCAUGGAAGACACAAACACGGACCAUCCGCAGUCUACACAACCGGAGCACCCACAGUCUACCCAGCCGGAGAGUCCACAGCCCAACCACGUUUCCGCUCUUGACAAUGACUCAAUGGACAUUCUGCCCAAUGUUCAUACCGGCGAGCUGCCAAAUACUUCGCCCUCGGAAGCCCUUCACUUCCGCGUGCCGACUCAGCACACUCCAUCUCCUUUCAACCAGAGCUUUGGCGUUGACAAGCUUCUCUCAAACUUGAACGAGGACAAUCCUCCGUCGCAAGUAACGCCGUCGUUCACUUCACUAAAGAAAACACCGGGGCCAGUUAUGAUUUCACACCAGCUCCGUGAGGAUUCAUCGAUCGCAGAGCCGACAGAGACGAGCUCGCCAGAAUUACAAACUGCACCUCCAGCUGAUGAGUCAGCUGCCGCUGCACCUGAAGAGGUGGCUUCGCCAGUGGAUAUCAUCAAUGACGAGAUUACGAGUGACAGGCGCAAGACAGAAGUCUCAGACGAUCACGCUGCCAUCAUCGAAUCAGAUUCGGUCACUUCUACCAUCCAGCAGACUCCGUCAUUGACCAGCACAAGCAAAAAGAGGAAGAAGGUCUCGGACAGCAGUUCCGUUGCGUUGUCGAUGAAGAGAACGAAAAUUGUUGAAGCCGACAUCAGCAAUACUGGUAUCACGCCAGUGAGCACUGCGUCCAAGAGAAGUUUAGGUACAUCCAAAGGUUUAGAGACGCCGUCAGGAUCUGCUCCAACCAGAAGUUCUUCCAGAAGGAAGAGCUUGGACGAGAGCCACCAAGCACUAUCUCCANAACGUGUUUCAAAUAGGCACAAGAGCACCGACAGUGAGAGUGCUCAUUCUGGGUCGCCAUCGAAGCUGAGUCGACGCUAUAGCAGUGAUCCUCCUGUUAUUCUAUACUCGAACACCAAGAUCACUGAANAAACCGAGAUCAUCAAAGGUCUGAAGAAACAGGGUGCAAGCAUGACCGAGGAUAUCAAGAGCGCCAACUUCCUGUGCGUCGGCCCUGGAGAGCUCCUCAAGACUCCAAAGCUGCUGCACAGUCUGACACUGAACAAGACGAUUGUUACAGACAAAUGGGUGUCGCAGUCGGUCGCAGCUGGUUUCUUAUUAGACACAGCCGAGUUCCUGCCCGAGGAGCUUCAAGCAACCAAACACUCGGAUCGUACGAAAAUCUUCACUGACCAAGUCAUAUAUGUCACGCCAGCACAGCGAUCGGCGUACAGAAGGGGAUGGGACGAUGUUAUGGCUAUAAUUAGACAAGCCGGUGGCACGAACCCUCUGACUGGGCCUCUAUCGAAGCUCGACACCAGUACUAUCACGUUAUAUCUUGGUGCUGACAAGGACGACAAUGUCGCGGCUGAUUUGCAAGAGAAAGGGGAGACGGUCUACAGAAAGGACAUUCUGGGAGCAAGCAUCGUCCAUGGAGAGCUGCUGCUCGAUGAGUCGCUAGAGCUUCCACCAGCAAAGGUAGAGCUGAAAACAGCGAGAACCGAGCCAAAGUCGGCUAAGAAGGGAGCUCGAAAGAAGAAGGCUUGA
This is a messenger RNA of Aureobasidium uvarum, 2301 nucleotides long. NCBI's taxonomy places the organism in Eukaryota, Fungi, Ascomycota, Dothideomycetes, Dothideales, Saccotheciaceae. The record is from the annotation of a GenBank genome assembly.